Colossoma macropomum (tambaqui) is the source of this 1538-nucleotide messenger RNA. RefSeq lists its product as uncharacterized. Lineage: Eukaryota; Metazoa; Chordata; Actinopteri; Characiformes; Serrasalmidae. The record is from RefSeq and is a predicted model, not a curated record. Gene Ontology annotation, molecular function: phosphoric diester hydrolase activity. Gene Ontology annotation, biological process: lipid metabolic process. The transcript is spliced from 4 exons. Bases 206 to 1105 code for a protein of 299 amino acids.
CCUCUAUUGGUGCCUGAAACCAGUUUUAGCCAGAAACUGUAGCAUGUGGUCUCUCUGGAAAAAAGGAAGGGGGUAAAAGUACAAAUGCUACACAAGUGUAGGCAGCUAGCCUGGCUCUGCCUGGUUGGUGCUUUGUGCUGCAGUCUCAAGUGACCACUCUCCAGAUUCACAAAACAGGGAUCUGUGGACAUUUAGAGGUGUCAGCAUGGCGUGUUCCAGUGGGGAUAUGAUGCAUGUGGUGAUAGUGGGGAUUAUACUGGGAGUGGCCUGUUCAGGUCAUGGUGCCAUCCAACACCCUGACUAUGAUGACACUCCCACACCAGAGUUUCUUAACUCCUCCUGGAUGGCGGAUAUCCCCGAGAACCAGCCCCUGUCUGAGGUCACUAUGCCAGGCACCCACAACACCAUGGCCUUUUACGGUGGCUCCCUUGCUCAGUGCAACUCCUGGCCCCUGGCAAGCCAACUCCAAGCUGGCAUUCGCUUUUUAGAUAUACGUGUACGUCACAUACGGGGAAACCUCACCAUCCAUCAUGGCAUCUCCUACCAGUGGGCACACUUUGGGGACGUGCUAGAGGGCAUAGUGGCUUUUUUGAAGCAGCACCCCACUGAGACAGUGCUGAUGAGGCUAAGAGAGGAGUUGAGUGAGACUGGAGAUAUCUACGGGGCUGUGGUACGCUAUGUUCAUCAAUAUGCUCACUGGGAUCUGCUCUGGCAUAGCCGGCUGAUGCCAACCAUGGGAGAGGCAAGGGGCAAGCUGAUUGUCCUGCAAGACUUCCCUGGACCUGACCUGGGCAUGCGGUACCGAUCACUGGAUAUUGCUGAUUACUGGCAGGUGUCCUCUCUCCAGCCUGAGCAGGUGGAUAAGAAAUGGAAGAACGUCUACACCCACCUGGAAGAGGCUGUGGUGGGCAACAAGGCCCGUAUGUUCCUCACAUAUGCCAGCGGCGCCAGCAUCUUAGCACACCCCAGUGCCCUGGCCAAGCGCAUUAAUCCACGUCUGUAUGAGUACUUAAGUGGCCAUGCAGGCCAGAGGAAGCGCUUUGGCAUCAUCACAAUGGACUUUCCAGGAGCCAUGUUAGUGAAAACAAUCAUUGACUUCAACUAAGGAGUAGAAAGGGUGAAAUAAAACAGGCAUGGACAAUACUGAAUGAGUGGAAAAACAAUAUAUCUUUUCUGUGAUGACAGUGUACCCUUGUCAUUGGAGAUCUUUUGAACCCUGCUUCAUUGCUUUGUUCAAGAAAAACUUGUCUCCAAAAACUAAUCUCAAAAUUGACUGUGAAAUCAUUCAAUUUCAGCAAUUGAGUAUAUUGUCACUCUCAAAACAAUAACCUUUUAUUUCCACUUUUGUUGUUGACCUACCCUGUCUACUAAUACUAAAAAGGUACUAUACUAAUUAAAAAUUACGCCUCAGGUGUGGAAAAUACUUGAGUGAAAGUGCUUCAUAACAGUCAUGUUUUUCAGGAAGAUCUGUAUUUCACUCAAGUACUACUAAAAAACUGAAUACUUGUACUUUCACUCACUCAAUUACAUUUCCAAGA